This is a messenger RNA of Stylonychia lemnae, 1407 nucleotides long. The record is from the annotation of a GenBank genome assembly. NCBI's taxonomy places the organism in Eukaryota, Ciliophora, Spirotrichea, Sporadotrichida, Oxytrichidae.
AUGGACACAAAUCUAAAGUAUAUUUCUUCGGCAAAUGCCAACAGCAACUUAAAAAAUUAUUACAAUCCAUCACCAUUAUACAGCAAUCAAACACAAAUAGGACAAGGUAAUGCUAGUCACAAGAAGAAUCCAACCUAAAUCAACUUCAUAUAAAAUUAGCCUAAUUUAAUUCAGAAUAAUUAGCAUGGAUUUUAUGGAAUGAUUACAAAUGAAACAUAGAUGCUAGAUAUUCUAGGUAGAAUGUGCAUGGAAGUAGAUAUGAUGGUCAAUAAACACAAAGAAGAAGAGUAUCUACUGGACUUUGAUUUAAAUUUUCAGCAUAAUUAUUAAACUCAAAAUUUCCCUACUCUUAUUCAGCCUUUGGAAUCCAAUCAAACUAGCAAAAUCAAUCAAACUAAUUCUUAGAGUUAAGGAAAAUCGAUUCUAAUGAAUAAAUCUAAAUCUCCUUUAAGAAUAGCUUAGAAAGCCUAUGAAAGUAAUAGUGAGAUUACCAAUAAUAAUCAAGAACAAUCAUCAAAUAGUAAGAAGACAGAGAUACCUCCAAAUGAUGACCUCAUAAGAAGACUCUAUGCAUUUCAAUCAAAGACCGAGGCUAAAUAAAGACAGCUUGUUGAGCAGAGAUAAGAAUAGCUUAAGCAAGAACACCCAGGUGUACCCUAGCUUACGGCUACAAAGAAAGAAUUCUAAUCUCUUAAGCAAAGAGUCCCAAUAUAUAAAAGGAUAGAAGAUGAGAUUAAGAAAAAAGAGAACAAGAUUCAACAAAUCAAAGAAAAACAAGAAACUGAAAGGAAAAUGAGGAAUGCCUAGCUUGGAAUAGUAGAUGAUGAGGAGAUACUAAGAAUGAAGAAGGAAAAAGACUUGAUUUUGAAGGGUAAAUUUAACAUUGAGUCUUUUGAGCAGCGAUAUGAGAGAGAAAUAAAGCAGUUGUUUGAUAAGCAAAAGAAGAGGGAGUAGGAGCGAUAGAAUAAAGAUGUCUCUAAUUUUAGUUUUACACCUAACCUGAAAGCAAGCAGCAAGGCUAAAUCCCCUCUCUAAUCAACUAGGAACUAAGGACUAGAAAUGUCUAAGAGCAAUAACAAGUAGGGAGUGAAGAAUAAGAUUAAGCAGCUGGAACUUUAAAAGAUGAUGACUCCCAGUUUCAAGCCUAAUCUAAACUAACUUUCAAUGAGAAUAGUUCAGAAUAAUAAGGAUAGCAGUAAAAAUAGUACUCUAAAUUCAAACAGAAGGAAUAGAAUGAACAGUGAUGACGACCUUCAAAGGCAUUUCAAGUCUUUGAAAAAUGAUUUGCAUUACAACACAGAAGAUAAGUUUAAUAAUUUGGAGGUAAAUGAAGAGGAGAGAGACUACUUCUCCUACAUGGCCAAGACUAUUGAUUAAAAGUAAGAUUAAAACAUCCUCUCUGUUUGA